GGAGAAACGGAACCGUCCUCUGCAUGCAGUAAAAUGGCUCAAGCUGCAGAUCUGGAGCAGAUACAGUUCAGCUGUUCCAUCUGCCUGGAUCUACUGAAGGAUCCAGUGACUGUUCCCUGUGGACACAGUUACUGUAUGGACUGUAUUAAGGGCUGCUGGGAUCAGGAGGAUCAAGUUGGUGUCUACAGCUGUCCUCAGUGCAGACAGACCUUCACACCAAGACCUGUUCUCAACAUUAACACCCUGCUGGCUGAAGUGGUGAAGAAAAGUAAGAAGAAAAAACUCAAAGCUGCUCCUCCUGCUCAUGGCUACGCUCAUCCUGGAGAUGUGGAGUGUGAUGUGUGUACUGGGAAGAAGCGCAAAGCUAUCAAGUCCUGUCUGGUGUGUCUGUCUUCUUACUGCGAAUCUGACCUUAAACUUCAUGAUAAGCUCAACCGUGGAAAGAGACACAAACUGACUGAUGCCACAGGACAACUGCAGGACAAGAUCUGUUCCGUCCAUGACAAACUGCUGGAGAUCUACUGCCGCGCUGAUCAGCAGUGUAUCUGUUAUUUGUGUACGAUGGACGAACACAGAAGACACGAUACAGUGUCAAUCACCACAGGGAGAACUGAAAAGCAAGAAGAACUGGGAAUGACAAAAAUGAGAUUCCAGAAGAGGAUCCAGCAGAGAGAGGAGGAGGUGCAGGAGCUGAGACAGGCUGUGGACUCUCUCACACGCUCUGCACAGGCAGCGCUGGAGGACACCGAGAGCAUCUUCGGCGAGAUGAUCCGCUCCAUCGAGAGAAGACGCUCGGAGGUGAGAGACCUGAUCAGAGCUCAGGAGGAGACUGCACUGAGUCAGGCUGAAGGUCUUCUGGAGCAACUGGAGCAGGAGAUUGCUGAGAUAAAGAGGAGAGAUGCUGAGUUGGAGAAACUUGCGCAUGUAGAGGAUCACAUCCAUUUCCUACAGAGUUUUGAGUCUCUUUGUGCCCCUGUUGGAUCCAAAAGUUUACCCAGCAUCACCAUCAACCCACGCUGUUCUUUUGAAAAUGCAAGAAGAGCUGUCUCAGAGCUCAAAGAACAACUGGAUGAAAUCUGCAACAAUGAACUGGCUAAAAUAUCUACAGGAGUGAGGGAUCUCAGUAUUAUAUUGCCCCUGGAACCAAAGACCAGAGAGGACUUCUUAAAGUAUGCCUGGAAGGUCACACUGGAUCCAAACACUGUGAACCAGGAUCUCAACAUAUCUGAUGAUGACCGAAGAGUCUCAGCAGGAUCAAGAAGGUCAUUCUGUGAUCAUCCAGACAGGUUUGACUUCUGGAGACAAGUUCUGUGCAGAGAGGGUUUGUCUGGGUGCUGUUACUGGGAGGUGCAGUUGGAUGGGAAUUCUGGGAUUCACGUAGCAGUAUCAUAUAAAGGAAUCAGCAGGAAAGGGAACGGAAAUAACAGCUCCUUUGGACAAAACAUCAAGUCCUGGAGUUUGUUGUGCUCUCCCUCUGGUUACACUUUUUACCACAUAAAUAAGGAGACUCCGGUGUCUGGUCCCAGUUCCUCCACAAUAGGAGUUUACCUGGAUCACAAGGCAGGAACUCUGUCCUUCUAUAGUGUCUCUAGGGACACAAUGACCCUCCUCCACAGAGUCCAGACCACCUUCACUGAACCCAUCUAUCCUGGGUUUUCACUGCAUUCUAGAACAACAGGCUGCUUUGUGUCAUAUCCCACAGUUCAUCUCAUCAACAUGGAAUCACAGUCAAACAGAGAGGAACAACAGAAAGAUGUAUAUGGAAAAAUGUAAAUGCAAUUAUUUUUUUAAAAAAUUGAUUAAACACCUCUUAAAAAAAUAUACUGAAAUUCACAUUUAAGAAGAAUAGUUCAUUUCAAAACAGUAUGAAAACAUUUCUUAAUAAAAUCUGAAAUGAGAAAAAGUCCUGCAAAACCGUACAUCAAUCCCUGAUUAAAUGGAUUUUAUACAGAUUACUGAGAACAUGUCAAGAACGUGUACAACUUGGUCUUUGGUCAGUAAGAGUACCACAUCCAUGCUAAAAUGCCUCCUACCACAUAAACUGAAUGAGCCACACAGAUGGGCUGAGGCUUCUGGGAAGAGACACCAUCUCAGCUUGAGCUUAUCUAAAACACGGCAUUGUAAUCUCCUGCAUUCUGUGUUCACCAUUGUUUGCACUGUUUGAAAAGUGGCUGAAGUACCGGGUCCCUACUUAACAUGUGCCACUACUGAUUUAUUUUUAUGGAAGCGUUUAGCUUCGUAGAGGUAGAGUACUUGCUGUAAUGCCAUGGUAACAGGGGACUCAUUUAAACACAUAUUUCCAUAACGUCAUGAAAGUAAAAGAAAGCAUCACCUAUCUUUCCACAUAUGUGCUUUCUUGUGUUUUGAAAACUAGAAGGUAUGUUAAAAACAAGAAUAAGUGAAAAGCGAAGCUGCUGUAAAAAUUAGGGUGAAUUCCCCUCCACGCCACUUGGGUUUUUAUGACUUGUUCCUUACAUUAUUGUUGCACAAAGUGCCUUGUCUUCAUUCAUUUGUACUAUGUGGACCACUUCUUUACUGCUUUCCUUUCAGUUAUCUGCAUGUCCAGUAGUGGCAUUAUCAUAACCUGUCACAUGUUGCCAAGACUCUUUCAGCACUAUUUCCAUUAAGCGUGAAAUCUGCCAGGAAUCUUAAAUCUGCUUGCAGAAUGUCCAUAACACACAGCGUUGACAAUAUCUGACUACAUUGAUAAGAGUCUAAUGAAAUCUAAUAAUAGGGACAACUGCUUUCAUAAGAUGAAAAUUGUUCACAAUACUG
Molecule: messenger RNA, 2775 nt
Organism: Scleropages formosus (Asian bonytongue)
Lineage: Eukaryota; Metazoa; Chordata; Actinopteri; Osteoglossiformes; Osteoglossidae
Product: tripartite motif-containing protein 16-like
Exons: 6
Coding region: 34-1773 (579 amino acids)
Molecular function (GO): protein binding; zinc ion binding
Source: RefSeq, a predicted model, not a curated record